Chlamydomonas reinhardtii is the source of this 1192-nucleotide messenger RNA. RefSeq lists its product as uncharacterized. Lineage: Eukaryota; Viridiplantae; Chlorophyta; Chlorophyceae; Chlamydomonadales; Chlamydomonadaceae. The record is from RefSeq and is a predicted model, not a curated record. The transcript has 6 exons. Bases 95 to 751 code for a protein of 218 amino acids.
GAUUCAGUAAAAGCUUCGCCCCUUCGCACUACAAGGUGAACUCCCCACCCACCCCCUAAAGUUGCCUUCCUAGCCAGUACUGAAACUUUGAGCAAUGAAGGAGGUCUUCAUUGCUCUUGGAGGCGCCCUUUUGGGUGGCCUCCUUGCUGGCAAGCUCGGCAAAAAGAAGAAUUCUGAUGCCUCUGCCGCGAAGAAGGAUGCUGCUUCGGCUCCCAAGGGCUACACUUACCAGUGGCCGCGGCCGGCGAUGACCGUGGACGCAAUUAUUGUGUCGCAGCCGACGCCUGCCAGCCCCGCACAGCUACUGCUCAUCCGCCGCAAGUUUGACCCCUUCAAGGACUCGUGGGCGCUGCCAGGUGGCUUUGUUGACGCCGGUGAGGGCCUGGACGUGGCGGCCGCUCGUGAGCUGCAGGAGGAGACGUCGGUGGACCCCGCGUCCGUGUCCAUGACCCAGGUUGGCGCCUUUGCUGACCCUGGCCGCGACCCCCGCGGCUGGACCGUGACGGUGGCUUACGCUGCGCUGGUGCCCUCGACCGAGCUGGGAGUAAAGGCGGCGGACGACGCCAAGGACGCGCGCUGGUUCGACGUGUCGGCGCUGCCGCAGCUGGCCUUCGACCACAAGCUGGUGGUGCGCAGCUCGCUACGGCACCUGGCCAAGCAGCCGGCGGCGCAGGCCAUCGACGGUCUUCCUACACUGCUGCGCUCUGCUGCUGCCAAGCUGGACGGCCCCUGGAAGGCGGACAACAAGUAGGCGGGUGGCAACGAGGAGCCGCGACGGCGCGCAGCACCAUGGCACAUGCGGGCUGACGUGCCAGAAGGCGAAGCGAUCAGCGGGAGACGGUAGCGUCUCAAUAUCGUAUGCCAUGUGCGGUAUUCUGCGUGCAUGUUCGCUUUGACGGGCGCGCGUGUUUGUGGCGACGUAUGACUGGGAGUGGCGGCCCUGGGCGUGGCGUGCGAGCGCGGCGUGCGUGCGAAGUUCAACGGGUGUGUGCGCGGGAUGGGGCGAGGUCGAUCGGUAGUAGUAAGAGCGCUGGCCUAGCGGUGUACAUUAAUAUUCAUACGUAGCGUUGAUCGCGUCAUCAGACGUAUACAUGCGCCUUAAGCCAGCGGAGUGUUCAUCAACUUCCGGCGUUGGUUUAGCCUAUGAGGGCACAACCGAGCGAUCUGGGACUAAUCUAAAUCAUGAUGAACG